UAAGACAAGAUUUGGUAAACACGUGAACUGUAGGUGCAUAUUUGAUUCCUUCGACUCACUGGGUAAAUUUAAAAUAGUGAUAAAAGGAAAUAAUAAUAAUUAUUUUUAACUAAGAACUGUUAUAGGUUUUUAAAAUUAGUAUCCAUUACUUUUAAUAAUAACUAAGCAAUAUGGGCAACAAGCGACAUGGAUGUACAAAUGCAUACUUUGCUAAAAAAAGAAGAGAAAAGCAACGUGCUGAGGUAUCUAAUAAACCUAAAGAAGAUACACGGAGUUCUUAUGAAAGUAUUGUUAGACAUAAUGACAAAUUUCUACAAUAUUAUAAAAUGCAAGGAAUCUGUAAAGAAGAUGAAUGGGAUGAAUUUGUUAAUGUUUUAAAAACUGAUUUACCAACUUCUUUUCGAAUUACUGGAAGUAGUGAUAAUGAAGCUAAAGCUUUGUUAAAAAUGGUUGAAGGUGUUUUUUUUACUGACUUAUUAAAGCAUGAACAAUCUGAACAAUUAUCCAUAGCAAAACCAUUUUGUUUACCUUGGUACCCUCAAAGAUUAGGUUGGCAACUUAAGAUUACACGCAAGGAUAUAAGAGGUUCUGAAGCAUAUUAUCGUUUGCAUAAUUUUUUAAUAUCUGAAACAGAAAAUGGUAAUAUUUCUAGACAAGAAACAGUCAGUAUGAUUCCACCAAUAUUAUUGAAAGUUAAACCAAGUGAUAAGGUAUUAGAUAUGUGUGCUGCACCUGGAUCUAAAACAGCACAACUCAUUGAAGCUCUUUAUUCUGGAUCAAACAUUCCAGUUCCUGAUGGUUUAAUAGUUGCUAAUGAUGUACAUAAUGCACGAUGCUAUAUGUUGGUUCAUCAAGCUAAAAGAUUAAAUAGUGCAAAUAUAGUUAUCACAAAUCAUGAUGCUACAGUUUUACCUGCUUUAAUUUUUGAUGAAAAUGUACAAUCAGUUUUAAAAUUUGAUAAAAUAUUAUGUGACGCUCCAUGUUCAGGAGAUGGUACAUUACGAAAAAAUCCUGAUAUAUGGACUAAAUGGAGUCCUGGAAAUGGUAACAAUUUACAUGGAAUUCAAUUUCGUAUUUUAAAGAGAGGUUUAGAGUUAUUGAAUAUUGGAGGACGCUUAGUAUAUUCUACAUGUUCUUUUAAUCCUGUUGAAAAUGAAGCUGUUAUUAACCGAAUAUUAACUGAAGCUGCUGGAAGUGUACAACUUAUAGAUGCACACAAUGAACUUGAAGGUUUACAAUCUACCCAAGGCUUAGUUAAAUGGAAGGUUGUAUCUAAAGAUCUAGAUACUUAUGAAAUAUUUGAUGAAGUUCCUGAAAAAUGGUCUACUCAAAUAAGACCCCAAAUGUUUCCACCAAUAGAAGAUAAACAUAAUCUAACAAAAUGCAUUCGGAUACUUCCACAUCAUCAAGAUACAGGUGGUUUUUUUGUAGCAGUCUUAAUAAAGAUUAAAUCACUUCCAUGGGAAGUAUCACCACAAGAAAUGAAUUUAGAUGAUAAAACAACAGAAAAUAAAUUGGAUCAUAAGAGGAAACAAAAAAAAAACAAAUAUCAUGGAUAUAAAGAAGAUCCAUUUGUUUUUAUGGAUGAAAAUGAUAUUGUUUGGCCAGAAAUUAGGGAUUUCUAUGAACUCAGUAAUUUUCCAGUUCAUUGUUUAUUAACAAGGUGUUCAAUAGGUAAAAAGAAGAAUAUAUACUACACUUCUUCUUCAAUAAAAGAUAUUGUAAAAAAUAAUCAAGAUCGUGUUAAAAUAAUUAAUACUGGUGUCAAAACUUUUGUUCGGUGUGAUAAUAAAUCAAUGGGUUGUAAUUUUAGACUUGCUCAGGAGGGAUUACCAAGUAUUACUCAAUUUAUAGGUUCUAAAAGACGAGUACAAUUAAAUCGUGACGAAAUUAUAAUGAUACUUAAAAAUCCAACAGUUCCAAUUAUUAAUCUUAGAGAUAAUACUAAAGAAAAACUAGAUAAUUUUGGUGUUGGAAGUUGUAUUUUAAAUAUGAUCAAUGAAGAUUUCCCACUAGAAUUAGUAGGAUGGAGAGGAUUUUCAACUCUCAAAGCAUACAUAAAUGGAGAAUGUAGUAUACAUUAUUUAAGAAUAUUGGGUGUUGAUGUUACAGAAUUUGAUAUAAACAAAUUUAAAAAAGAUAAAGUCAUUGAAAACGAACACUUGAGACCUAGAAAUUUUGAUUCAGAUUUGAAAGAAAAUGAUGAUCAAAAUCACUAGUUUAACUUAAUGUGUUUAAUCAUUUUUUGUGGAAUAUAUUGUAAGAAUAAAAUUUCAAUACAUCUUUAAAGA
Daktulosphaira vitifoliae (grape phylloxera) is the source of this 2291-nucleotide messenger RNA. RefSeq names its product tRNA (cytosine(34)-C(5))-methyltransferase (gene Nsun2). Gene Ontology annotation, biological process: tRNA methylation. Gene Ontology annotation, molecular function: tRNA binding; tRNA (cytidine-N5)-methyltransferase activity. The transcript is spliced from 16 exons. Gene Ontology annotation, cellular component: nucleus; cytoplasm. The record is from RefSeq and is a predicted model, not a curated record. Bases 171 to 2219 code for a protein of 682 amino acids. NCBI's taxonomy places the organism in Eukaryota, Metazoa, Arthropoda, Insecta, Hemiptera, Phylloxeridae.